Pipistrellus nathusii (Nathusius's pipistrelle) is the source of this 1287-nucleotide messenger RNA. The record is from the annotation of a GenBank genome assembly. Lineage: Eukaryota; Metazoa; Chordata; Mammalia; Chiroptera; Vespertilionidae.
AUGGCGGAGAACGAUGUGGACAACGAGCUCUUGGACUAUGAAGAUGAUGAGGUGGAGACCGCAGCUGGGGGAGAUGGGGCUGAGGCCCCUGCCAAGAAGGAUGUGAAGGGCUCCUAUGUCUCCAUCCAUAGCUCUGGCUUUCGGGACUUCCUGCUCAAGCCAGAGUUGCUCCGGGCCAUUGUUGACUGUGGCUUUGAACAUCCAUCAGAAGUUCAGCAUGAGUGCAUCCCUCAGGCCAUUCUGGGAAUGGACGUCUUAUGCCAAGCCAAGUCGGGCAUGGGGAAGACAGCAGUGUUUGUGCUGGCCACACUGCAGCAGCUGGAGCCGGUCACUGGGCAGGUGUCUGUGCUGGUGAUGUGUCACACCCGGGAGCUGGCUUUUCAGAUCAGCAAAGAGUAUGAGCGCUUCUCUAAGUACAUGCCCAAUGUCAAGGUGGCAGUGUUUUUUGGAGGCCUGUCCAUCAAGAAGGACGAAGAGGUGCUGAAGAAGAACUGCCCGCAUAUCGUCGUGGGGACCCCUGGCCGCAUCCUAGCCUUAGCUCGAAAUAAGAGCCUCAACCUCAAACACAUUAAACACUUUAUCUUGGAUGAAUGUGACAAGAUGCUUGAACAGCUCGACAUGCGUCGGGAUGUCCAGGAAAUUUUUCGCAUGACCCCCCACGAGAAGCAGGUCAUGAUGUUCAGUGCCACCUUGAGCAAAGAGAUCCGCCCUGUCUGCCGCAAGUUCAUGCAAGACCCAAUGGAGAUCUUCGUGGACGAUGAGACGAAGCUGACGCUGCAUGGUUUGCAGCAGUACUACGUGAAACUGAAGGACAACGAGAAGAACCGGAAGCUCUUUGACCUUUUGGAUGUCCUUGAAUUCAACCAGGUGGUGAUCUUUGUGAAGUCUGUGCAGCGCUGCAUCGCCCUGGCCCAGCUCCUGGUGGAGCAGAACUUCCCAGCCAUCGCCAUCCACCGCGGGAUGCCGCAGGAGGAGAGGCUUUCUCGGUAUCAACAAUUUAAAGAUUUUCAACGACGAAUUCUUGUGGCCACCAACCUGUUUGGCCGAGGCAUGGACAUCGAGAGGGUGAACAUUGCCUUUAAUUACGACAUGCCUGAGGACUCGGACACCUACCUGCAUCGGGUGGCCAGAGCAGGCCGGUUUGGUACCAAGGGUUUGGCCAUCACGUUUGUGUCAGAUGAGAAUGAUGCCAAGAUCCUCAAUGAUGUGCAGGAUCGCUUUGAGGUCAAUAUCAGUGAGCUGCCUGACGAGAUAGACAUCUCCUCCUACAUUGAACAGACACGAUAG